GCAUAGGAAGGGGGAAUAAACGCAGACACAAUAGCUUAGUCCGUUAACGCUGUGUUUUAUUGAUCUGGUUAUUAGGAAAAAAUGAUCCAUCGAUAGAAGGAGAGAGGGAGAGCCGGGGACUGUUCAAACUGCUAUCUUUCCUAAGGGGGUGUUUAUUUAUCCGCCCUGCAACCUCCACAGGAAAACGCAGUCUUUGCGGAAUGGUCACAUUGAAGACGACACGUGUGGGUGGUUAACCACAUGUUUCCUGGGAGGACUGCGGUCUGAUUACUUGAUUGUGUUAUUUUUUCAGGAGUGUUUUUGAAUACCUAGUCUAGGUAGCCUACAUUGUUUCUUGUCUCCUUAACCCGGAUCCGCUGCGGUGAUGUCGGAGGUUGAUGUCCCAGCAGACUGCGUCCCCAGCCGGCCACCGGGGCGCACAGAGGACAUGUUGAAAGAGAACCAGGAGAAUGGGACUUUAUUGAUGGUGGCGAUGAUUUUAUUGGACUUGAAUAAAUGCAAUCCCAGCGCUAUCGGUGCGGGGGGCAGCAGAUGUGCAGGGGGCGGUGAGGCCGGCGCGCAGGAGAAAGUGGAGCGGGGGAGUUGCAGGUUGAAUCCCGGGGACAGCCGGGGCUCUGUGGCACCCAAACAGUCCCGGAAUCAGAAGGCGUCGGCGAGGCAGGAGUCCCCUGAAAAGAGGCACUGCUGCCCUUUCGCCGGCUGUGGAAAGAUGUACGGCAAAUCGUCCCACCUCAAAGCCCACCUGAGGGUCCAUACCGGUGAGCGCCCAUUUGAGUGUACCUGGCCAGACUGUGGCAAGAAGUUCUCCCGAUCAGACGAGUUGACACGUCACUACCGCACACAUACGGGUGAGAAGCGUUUCAACUGCCCAAUGUGUGAUAAGUGCUUCAUGAGGAGUGACCACCUGACUAAACACGCCCGCCGACACGCAGGCUUUCAUCCCAGCAUGCUCCAGGGCGCCAGUGCAGCCAAGAGACGCCGUUGCUCUGUGUCCAUGUCGUCCUCUGACUCUGGAGACCAAAGCCCUGCUGGGGUGUGAGACACACCCUCAUGCUGUACAUAUAUACAUAAAGGUACAUGCAUUACAUACAGAGGAAUACACAAACACGGACACACCCGUUCACCUUUUAUACAAAUCAGGUCAAAUCUGACAACCAGCUAUACCACUAUAAGAGAGGUUUUCUACGCAUGUAACAUUGUACAACAAGAAAACAGAAACAAUACUUGUGAACUUAGCUGUAAUCAAAUCAGAGCUUCCCUUAUUCCCUGAGGUGAUUGGUAUUUAUUAAAGAUUAUUCUGUCUGUAGGCAGGUGUAGUUGUUUUUCCGCUUGCAAUAAUUUUACUUUAUGUUGUGUGAGGUUUCAUUUUUCCUGGAUGUAUGUGUAUAGUUUUCAGAAAAACUACAUAUUUUCAUUCAUUUUUUUCAAAAAUAUGUCAUGAGGGAGAUAUUCCUAGUGGGUUAAUUAGAUUCAGUUAAUAUUAUUAUUGCACACAUAAACACACAUUUACACUUGUACAGUUACCCUCCAGUCCAGGACAAGGUGAAUGUACAGUAUAGCAGUAUUACCAUGUAAAUAGAUUAAGCGGACUACCUUUUAGGUGGAUGAUUUACUCAGUAUACUGUAGUUAAGUGUUAUUAGAGAGUAAUAAAAUAAAGCUAUUAUAUAGAGAAUUAAAGAGCUUGGGUAUUUAAUUUCGUAUAUAUUUUACUCUGGGCUUAGUAAAUCAGGUAAACUGUGAGCUUUUAGGUAUAAGCAGUGUGUUUCCUGUGUUGAUACGUACAUGUUGUCAUAUCAUGAUUAACUUGCAAAUAAUUGCACCAAAAUACAGUACUUUGACAAGACCACAACACUUAAGUAAACCGCAUGGUUAGAUGAACUUCAACAACUGUGUCGCUUUUCCAUGCUUGAAUCGUGUCAAUAGUGCAGGAAAAACAUAACAGGGUAAAGCCUUUAAAAGCUACAGUGGGCGACUUUACUUUUUCCACUUUGCAGUUGAAACACUUUUCAGAGUUUAAGACCAUGACAAUUCAUAUUUAUUAUAAAUGUGUGAACUGUAAACAAGGAGGUCUGUGCCUUUUAAGGGUUUUUGUCACAAGCAAAGAGGAGUUUCUACAUUUUCAGCUUUUGGAAUUAAACUACCUGAAUGAACAUCGUCAGACUCUUUAUGUUGAUAUUCAGCAAUCAUUUUGAAUAUCAAUGACUGUCUCUUAUGCCAACAGUGCCAGCUGCUUGAACCUAACUUCUGUUUACUCAGUAUCUGGACUGCAUUUUAUCAGGGAAUAAAGUGAUGCAUGGUCAUUUCAAUCAAUAUUACACCCCCUGGUGGUGAUGUUGAAGCACAACAUUUCUCCCAACAGAAAGUCAUAAAAUCUUUAUUUUUCUGUCUGAGCAUUUUAAGGCACACUCUCUUGUUUCAGUUUGUGAACCAUUCAAUUCCAUCAUGUAGCAUGUUUGUACGUAUUUGUUUGGUACAGUGUAUUUUUAUUUUUAUUUGUCUGGCAAUCUUUUAUAAUAUUACUAAUGGGAUGACACGUCUUAUGCAUCCACUACCAGAGCCAGAAACACUGUUGAUGUCAUUCGUUUUCUUUUUAUACUUACCAUAUAAUGCAUUCAGAUGUCCAGAUAGAGUGUAAAGUUAGGUGUAGAUUAGCUCUUAGGACACAAACCUACAUACAUUUGUAAAGUGAAAUGCUGGGUUUUUUUUGUUCUGGCAUUAUGACAACUGUGAUUGUGUGAUCACCCUUUCAGGUUGAAGCCCUUACUUCUGAUGCUACUGUACUGUAAUCAGGGACUGUCAGUCCAGACCUUAUGUUAUCGCAUUAUACAUAGCCAUGUAAUGAUUGUUGCUAAAAGUUUUAACAUUAAAAUUAUUUUUCCUUUCUAAACAUUUGCUCAUGACUUCUGUCCCACGACACACAUCCAUAUCUGACACUGUAUUUCUCAGUAUUUCAUCCUUUUAUUUAAGGACAUAACUGAUGAAACAGAGAAGAGGUGACUUACAGUAAAAAUGACACAAGGUAGAACA
Messenger RNA from Scomber scombrus (Atlantic mackerel), 3028 nucleotides. RefSeq names its product Kruppel like factor 9 (gene klf9). Bases 365 to 1039 code for a protein of 224 amino acids. Gene Ontology annotation, biological process: regulation of transcription by RNA polymerase II. The transcript is spliced from 2 exons. Gene Ontology annotation, molecular function: RNA polymerase II cis-regulatory region sequence-specific DNA binding; DNA-binding transcription factor activity, RNA polymerase II-specific. Lineage: Eukaryota; Metazoa; Chordata; Actinopteri; Scombriformes; Scombridae. The record is from RefSeq and is a predicted model, not a curated record.